Messenger RNA from Geodia barretti, 1228 nucleotides. NCBI's taxonomy places the organism in Eukaryota, Metazoa, Porifera, Demospongiae, Tetractinellida, Geodiidae. The record is from the annotation of a GenBank genome assembly.
CCCCUUGGCGACAGCGAUGCUGCGCGGAGCUCUGUCGGAGUUGUCGUGUCUGAGGAAGAUUCCAGACUUUGCCACUGAAUUCUCUUCCCUGGAGACGUAGAAGGGGCAUGUCGGGUCAAAAACCGGCAUCUUUUCUUUACGGACGGCCAAGAACGGAAUGGUCAACACUUCCAACUCUCUCUCGAACCGACCACCGAAGUGUAGAGAAAGAUGGGUGUUCUAGCGGUAAGUACAAAUCUUGCUACAUUGUUGGUGUGACAUGCCUUUCUACAGUAUGUGAGGAACUGAGCAAACUGAACUUGGACAUGGCUGUUGCUGGUGUACAACCAGCUCAAGAAACACAUUGUACAGCUUCCUCUUGUUCAGCUGCUACGGAUGAUUGUGUGCUAUUCGGCUCCCAGUUGUCAAUUUCCAAGCCACAUUACCAUAAACAUUCAAGGAAAAAAUAUGAAAAGUCAUGUGGCACCCAAAUUCCUACGGCAUUAGUUACACCUCUUCCAGGCACCAGUCCACCCCAACAAGCAAAUGAGCAACCACCGGAUCAUCUGAUACACCAACAUAUCAAGCUUGAGCCUAAUAGUGGCAGAAAAGUAGUGCAACAAAGAGUGAUAGAAGAACCUCUGACAACCACUGAUAACACUGUUAAACUGACAGAAAAGUGGAAAGGUCUGAUUGACAUGAAGGAUGUCAUAUUGAAGCAAAAGAAUUUGCAGAUAGAAAGGCAGAAGAUGACUAUAUCAAAACUGCAACAACAUAUGUGUGAGCUAGAAGCAAAGCUCCAUCACCAAAUAGUGACCCACCGUCAUCAGCAGAGCACGUCCGUAUUAGAAGCAAGGCUGCAGGCUUUGGAUGCUGAAAACUCCUCAAUCAAGGCACAGUUAGCAGAUGCACUGUCCUCACAAAAUAAAGAACUUUGUACCAUCUCCAGCAAAUUGGAUUACAAGGAGUGUGAACUGCAUCGGGUCAUUACAGUCCAUGAAGAAUCCUUAGAGAGAAGUCAACAACUGAUUGCAAGCCUACAGGAUGAGGUGAUAUCCAGGUUUGCCAUCAAAGGCAUCAUUUUACACCUCACCUCUAUGAUUUAUAACUGACAAAAGCGAUGUAACUAUGAUGUUAUAUUGAAUAACUGACAAGAGCGAUGUAAUACUGAGAUCAAGGGGCAGCAAACCUGUAUUAGAGAACUCGAGCAAAAGUUGGCUGCCUCCGAUGCAGCCAUUGAACACCACAU